Molecule: messenger RNA, 176 nt
Organism: Racocetra persica
Lineage: Eukaryota; Fungi; Glomeromycota; Glomeromycetes; Diversisporales; Gigasporaceae
Source: the annotation of a GenBank genome assembly
AAAGCGAACUUAAAGAGGAGGAAUUGAAUGAUAGUCUUUAUAAGUUGGAAAUAGGAGAAAUGAUUUUGGAUAGUAAAUAUUACCAGGCAGAUUUAAGUGAGAUUACCACUACCGAAGAAAUGGCGGAGGAGCAGACAGAUAAUACUGAAGAAGAGGAAGAAGGAAAUAACGAAUAA